Messenger RNA from Myxozyma melibiosi, 2029 nucleotides. RefSeq names its product actin cortical patch. The coding region runs from base 127 to 1938 and encodes 603 amino acids. The transcript is spliced from 2 exons. The record is from RefSeq and is a predicted model, not a curated record. Gene Ontology annotation, molecular function: actin filament binding. Gene Ontology annotation, biological process: actin filament depolymerization. NCBI's taxonomy places the organism in Eukaryota, Fungi, Ascomycota, Lipomycetes, Lipomycetales, Lipomycetaceae. Gene Ontology annotation, cellular component: cortical actin cytoskeleton.
AUCAAAGUGAGUUUAGGGCUGCGUCGAGGUCCGCCUCGAGCCGCCCGUUCACCAAAACAUUGCGCAAUCAACCACCUUGUUUGCUUACUUCCUUCUUCCUCCUCCUUCUUGCAUCAGUAAUCGAGCAUGUCAAUCACCAGAGAGUCGAUCUGGGCCGCCCUGCCCUCGACCAUCAAAGGCACACCGCUCCAUCUCUCCUACGAUCCCCGUACCAACCGUCUCGUCUAUCCGAGCAACAAAGCCGUCAUCCUCCGCUCUCUCUCAGAUCCCAGCUCAAGCACCCAGUUUACCGGCCACACCGCAUCCACCAGCGUCGCCAAGUUCGCUCCCUCGGGAUACUACAUCGCCUCCGGCGACGUCACCGGAAACGUCAAGGUCUUUGACUCCUCAUCGACCACCGAAGAUCCAGAGAUCGUCAAGGGCACUUUUCCUAUAAUCUCCGGUCGUAUCAAUGAUUUGACCUGGGACAGCGACAGUAAGCGGAUCAUCGCCGUCGGCGACGGAAAGGAGCGCUUCGGCCACUGCUUCACCUUCGACACCGGCAACAGCGUCGGCGAAAUCACCGGCCACGCGUCGCAAAUCAAUGCCGCAGACAUCCGUUCUGUGCGUCCGUUCAGAGCCGCGACGGCGGCCGACGACGCGGCAGUGGUGUGGCUCGCCGGCCCGCCUUUCAAGUUUGUCAAGGCUAUUCGCGGCGAGCACACCAGUUUUGUCACCGAUCUGCGGUUCUCGCUCGAUGGAGCUUAUGUCGUGAGUGUUGGAAUGGACCGUCGGAUUGUGAUUUACGAUGGUAAGGAGGGUGAUGUGUUGGCGCGCGUCGACGGAGCUCAUGAUGGUGGAAUUCUCUCGGUUGCCUCGGGCAAGAGCGAGGACGGCGCAUGCCGCUUUGCUACCGCCUCCACCGACGGCUCGGUGAAGUUGUGGGAGUUCAAGGAUUCGGCCGUCAGCGAGGUUUUCAAAUGGAAGGUUGCAGACGACCAUCUCUCUGGUGUCGUUUUCACUUCCACCACUACAGUAACCGCAGUCUCGCUGCCAGGUGAUAUCUACACGCUUUCGGAAUCGUCGGCCACGCCUUCCGAGACUCUCUACGGUCAUCAGAAAUCGAUAACGGCGGUUAGCGUCACUUCGGACUUGAAGAGCAUCUAUACGGCUAGUUAUGAUGGCCGAGUCGUGCAAUGGAACGCUGCUACGGGUGAGGCGAAACUUGUCUCUGGAAGCGGACAUAGCGGAUUGAUCACAAACAUUGUCGAGACCGGGGGUAAAUUCUACACUUCUGCCUGGGAUGACACUAUCAAGUCCUUCUCAGCCGAGGAGUUUACCUCUUCCUCGCUGUCGACUCCGGCCCAGCCGAAGAGUCUCACUGCUGCGGGAGAGUACCUUAUCCUCGCUACCGAGACCGCUGUGUACACUUACGACUUGAGCAUGAAGCAGGUUGCCUCAUGGAGCAGCUCCUCAAUUACCGCCGUCUCUGCAAACAGCUCCGUCGCAGCCGUCGGCUCGCAGUCCGGCGCCAUCACCCUUCUCUCCGUGCCCGAUCUCAAGCCUCUCCCGACCGCCAUCGCUCCCCUCCGCGCCGCCGUCAGCACUGUCUCUCUCUGCCCGCUCACCGACUCCGACGGCCGCCUACUCCUCGCCGCAGGCGACACCACCGGCAAGAUCGCCGUCAUCAACGUCACCGACGGGUCCGUCGUGACCACCCGCUGGGCGUUCCACACCGCGCGCGUGACCUCGAUCUCGUGGCGCGCGGACGGCAAGUACGUUGCGACCGGAAGUUUGGAUACGAACGUGUUUGUCUACAGCGUCGAUAAGCCGGCGAAGAAUGUCAAGACUUUGGGAGCGCAUAAGGAUGGCGUUAAUGCUGUGGCGUGGGUUGGGGAGGGUAAGAUUGUGAGUGUGGGUGCUGAUGCUUGUGUUAAGCUGUGGAACGUGGCUUUGUAGAGAUGUAUAGAUAUGUAGUUUUGUCUUCUUUUUGUAUUUCGACUUUUGAGUAAUAUACAAUCAGAACUAUCAGGAUAUCAAUUAGAUGUUG